Aphanomyces astaci is the source of this 300-nucleotide messenger RNA. RefSeq lists its product as hypothetical. Lineage: Eukaryota; Oomycota; Saprolegniomycetes; Saprolegniales; Verrucalvaceae. The record is from RefSeq and is a predicted model, not a curated record. The transcript has a single exon. The annotation marks the transcript as partial.
AUGAAUGGCCCGCUCAUGUUGCUGCUUCUUCAUAUCGCCCGCCAAACUCAAGCGAAGGACUGCCGAAUAAAACCACCUGCGUCCUUCCAACACGUUCCAGUCUGUGAUGACGCCACCUACGAGAUCUUCGGCUGGUCAGCAGACUUUAACGACAUUUGCGGCGGAGUCGGAUGCGCUUCGCGAGGAUUCAGAUGCCCUCGCCAAGGUGACGUUGCCAUCGACGGCUGUCACUCCAAUCUCAACUCGUGGAGCGAACAAAACAGAACGUGCAUUGCCCCAGAAGACGCCGUGUGCUCAUUG